UUAGUCAAAAAUGACUUUUUCAUAGCAUGAAUUUUCCGCUAGCAGCUUUCACAGUGACACGAUUCACCCCCGUCAUCCUGUUUAACACAGCGAGCGCUGAUCUGAUACAAGUCCCAACCUUACCCUCGACACAGGACGAGAAACCCUACAGACAUUAAACCAGCUGUUGAAGAACCGUUCUUCUGCAUCAGUUCUCAGGCUUCACCUGCUCUCUUUCUGCCAAAUUCCUCCAGUUAGGUGCCACAUAGCUUCAAUGCAUUAUUUAACUUCAGCUUUAAAAAUAACACAAACGUAGGUGAACCCCAAUAAGAGUCUAAUCCGGGAUCUAACUUUACUAGAAACAAAGUGCUCUGAAUAAAGGUAGAUUUUACUUUGCAAUUAUUUCUUCUUCUCCCCAUCAGACCGAUAACUCUGUUUUAGGCCAUGGAUGACAUCGAGAUCUCAGAGGACAGAGACAAACUGAAGCGAGGCCUGGUGAAGGCACUGCAGUGUGUAUCCGCCAUCUCGUCCGCAGCUGCUGUGGUGAACCCCAUCUUCGGUGUGGUAGGCUCACUGAUUCGCGUCAUCCUCCACCAUGUGGAUGACGGGGAGAUUCAGACCCUUCGACGGGAGUUUGUCAGCGUGAACCGAUCAUUGGAUGAGAUUUCGAGGCAAAACCAGAGCACGUUGCUCCAGAUCAAGAAGGAGACACUGGACGGGCAAUACAACCAAGUAGAGAACAACCUACGCAACCAGUUCCGUAAGUUUAUGGAGGUGGUGAAGGCACGACCCGAGCACGUGGAGAGCAAGCGCAACGAUUUUGAGGAAAGCUUUGCCAACGACUUGGGCGACCAGAACCUGCACACACUCUACGAUGGUGUAAUGGGCAAGCCCAAGCUGUUCAGCCGGCCCAUCCUCGACGUCUACAUGACUUACUCUAAAGGAGAGAAGAGAGUGAUGGAACGCCUGUGCACACACAUCACCUACCUGUUCUGCAUUGGCCUCAUCGCUCUGAUGGGUUACGCCACGAUCAUCGGUGAUGACGAAGAGGGCCUGAGAGAGGAAUGGGCUGCGAAGAUGGAGGAAGUGCAAGAGAAGAUGCAGGAGGUGCUUAGGAAGUGCAAGUGAUUCCUUUCACCUUAUUCACUGUAAAUUAUUUCAUUAAUCAAGGGACAAAAUUGUAUAAUGGCACAAAAUUUGUCUACUAAACAUCUCAAAAUGUAAAAUUCCUCAGAUAUAAAAUAAACCGUGUUUUAAAGUUUAAA
Messenger RNA from Tachysurus vachellii, 1244 nucleotides. RefSeq names its product protein rapunzel-like. The transcript has 2 exons. Lineage: Eukaryota; Metazoa; Chordata; Actinopteri; Siluriformes; Bagridae. The coding region runs from base 424 to 1107 and encodes 227 amino acids. The record is from RefSeq and is a predicted model, not a curated record.